This is a messenger RNA of Ruditapes philippinarum (Manila clam), 2004 nucleotides long. Its product is annotated as insoluble matrix shell protein 4. The transcript has 4 exons. Gene Ontology annotation, molecular function: protein binding. The record is from RefSeq and is a predicted model, not a curated record. The coding region runs from base 126 to 1847 and encodes 573 amino acids. Lineage: Eukaryota; Metazoa; Mollusca; Bivalvia; Venerida; Veneridae.
GCGUGAAAUUGUCUGGUACAUAAGCUUUAUCCAAUUUGGGGGUUUCAUCAGAAGUCAUUUGGACCUUUUACUGCAUUUUCGGACUUUUCCUGUUAGGCAGUAUUAAAGAUUCGUAUUCGUUCACAAUGAAGGCUUUCGCAAUCUUAGCUGUGUGUUUUGUGGCAGUACAUUGUGACAACAACAACAACAAUGGUGGAGGAGGCGGUGGUAACAGGUCUAACAAUGACUGUAACAGGUUUUGUAGACCGUAUGGUAGCACUCCAGUUUGUGGCACAGACGGUGUAACCUAUGAAAAUGACUGCUUCUGUGACUGCCAAUCGAGAUUCAAGCAAUGUGAUGGACCAUGCCCUUGCAACGGUGCUAGUAAUACAAACUCAUACAACAACAACAACAACAAUGGAAAUGGAUACAAUGGUAAUGGCAACAAUAAUGGCAAUACCAAUAGCUAUAAUGGCAAUAGAAACAACAACGGCAACACUAACAGCUAUAAUAACAAUGGUAACACCAAUAGCUAUAACAAUAAUGGCAACUCAAACAGCUACAAUAACAAUGGAAACAGAAAUAGCUUCAACAACAAUGGCAACAUAAACAGCAACAAUGGCAAUAAAAACAAUGGCAAUAGCAACUGGAGGAGCUAUAAUAACAAUAAUGGAAAUGGUAACAACAACGGCAAUAGCUACAACGGAAAUAGUAAUGGAAACGGAAAUAAUAAUGGAAACCGAAAUAACAAUGGAAACAGAAACAACAAUGGAAACACAAACAGUUACAAUGGAAAUGGCAACGGUAAUGGCAAUAGCUAUAACAAUAACAAUGGCAACAAUGGUUUCAACAGUAACAAUAAUGGAAAUAGUAACCGUAACAGCUACAAUAAUGGAAACGGGUUCAAUUCUAACAACAACGGAAACAGUUUCAACUCCAAUAACAAUGGCAACGGAUACAAUUCGAACAACGGAAAUGGAUUCAACACAAAUAACAAUGGCAACGGAUACAACUCUAACAAUGGCAACGGAUACAAUUCUAACAACGGAAACGGUUACAACUCCAACAACAAUGGAAACACUAAUUGUAAUUUCGGAAACUGUAACAACGCAAACAGCUUCAAUAAUAAUGGAAAUACCAAUAGCUUAAAUGGCAACAACAAUGGAAAUUCCAACAACAAUGGAAAUGGCAACAACAAUGGAAAUGGCAACAACAAUGGAAAUGGCAACAACAAUGGAAAUACCAACAACGGAAACAGCUAUGAUAGCAACACCAACGACGACAGCAAUAGCAUUCCAAACGUAGUCAGUGUUGGCGGCAGUAACAAGCUGGUUAUAAAGACCAAAUCUGACGAUUCUUCCCAGACUAUAAGUCUUCUUGACGUCUUCAAAAAUUACGACAGUAACAACAAUGGCAAUAGCAACAACAAUGGCAAUAGUUACAAUAGAAACGACAAUGGCAACAGUUACAACAGCAACAACAAUGGCAACAGUUACAAUAGAAACGACAAUGGCAACAGUUACAAUAGAAACGACAAUGGCAACAGUUACAACAGCAAUAACAAUGGCAAUACCAAUAGUUUCAACAACAAUGGAAACACAAAUAGCUUUAACAACAACGGAGAUACCAAUAGCAUUGACAGCAAUAGCUACAAUAGCAACAACAAUGGUGACAACAGCAACACAAACAGCGUGCUUGUGCCAGAACCUACAGUUAUAGUUAUCCAAGCUCCUGUUCAGCAAAGUGUCGGGUGUGUAUGUAAACCAGACUAUGAUCCUUGUUGUACAACUGAUAACGAGACUUACAACAACAAGUGUGAGGCUGAAUGCGAGGGUAAAACUGUCUGGUAUGACAAAGCCUGCUAUUAAAAAGCAGCGUAUGAUGCCAAUGAAUCCACGUCGUAUGUUCAGGUAUGACACACUGUAUGGAAGACGGCACAAUUGUGAAUAAAUGACUCUAAUGUUUAAGAUUAAAUGUUGCAUUUUGCUAAUUUAAGUUUUAUUAAUAACAACAGAAGGCAAAUGA